Hylaeus volcanicus is the source of this 3654-nucleotide messenger RNA. RefSeq names its product cholecystokinin receptor type A-like. Gene Ontology annotation, molecular function: gastrin receptor activity; neuropeptide receptor activity. Gene Ontology annotation, cellular component: membrane. Gene Ontology annotation, biological process: neuropeptide signaling pathway. The record is from RefSeq and is a predicted model, not a curated record. The coding region runs from base 416 to 2014 and encodes 532 amino acids. NCBI's taxonomy places the organism in Eukaryota, Metazoa, Arthropoda, Insecta, Hymenoptera, Colletidae. The transcript has 9 exons.
AUAUAUAGAUAUAGUAUAGAUAUAUAUGUAUCAUGUGUAUCAUGUGCAGGUCUGAUUAUGUCGAAAUGGCUGACCACCUCCACAGUACAUAUAAUAAAAGCAAAUGUAAUAGAUGUACCAAGUAGUUGAAGUAAUACCUACCUAGCUAUCUACCGUGGGAGAUAGCAUUGAAAUAAUUGAGAAAUUAAAGAAUAUAAAUUCACCUUCUUAUUUUUCAGAGUCUUAUGGAAAAUUACAAUUCCGGAUCCUAACGCGCGGAGUGUCAUGAUAAUGAAUUUACAACGUGAACCGUUCAAGAAAUGUUCAAACUAAUCGUGCGGUACCUACCUACCUGCCAACUUUGUUUUAUUCGAACCAGUGUAAAAGAUGAAACGCGGAGUGUAACGUAAGCGGACACGAUCCAGAAUGUUACAAUAUGCCCAAUAAUGCAGCGGUACCAUUCGACUAUUUCGAUAACGUUAAUAUAGAUCGAUCGUUUGUCAGCGGUGCAUCGGCACUUUCAACAAUGACUUCUAUCGUUGUGAACGUCACUUCACCUACUCUCGCGAAGCCUGGUCAAGACAAUCUUCUUGAAAAUUUAAUCAUACCUUUAUACGGGACGAUAUUUUUACUUUCCGUGAUUGGCAAUUCCUUGGUGCUGAUUACGUUGGCACGUAACAAGAGGAUGCGGACUGUCACCAACGUUUACCUGUUGAAUCUGGCAGUUUCGGAUUUGCUGCUCGGUGUCUUUUGUAUACCUUUCACACUUCUCGGCCAGAUACUGAAGAACUUUGUCUUUGGUAUUACGUUGUGCAAACUUAUACCGUACUUUCAAGCUGUGUCCGUUUCCGUGGCCGUUUGGACUCUUGUCGCUAUUUCUCUGGAACGUUACUUUGCCAUCUGCAGACCGCUAAAGUCCAGACGAUGGCAAACUCAAUUUCAUGCUUACAAAAUGAUCGCCGUGGUCUGGAGUGCGAGUUUAACAUGGAACGCGCCAAUUCUCGUGGUUUCACGACUUCAAAGUAUACGCGGCGGACGGCACAAAUGUCGAGAAGGGUGGCCGAGCGUCGGUACCGAAAGAGCUUACAAUCUCUUCUUGGACGUAACGUUGCUUCUGGUUCCGCUAAUAGUAAUGAGCCUGGCUUAUUCGCUAAUUGCUGCGGAACUUUGGCGUGGAUUACGACAGGAAAUGCGACAGACAUCGAGCUGUCCACGACGUCUCGAGAGGACAGAAUCCAGUGGAAUGGUGCGUAAUUUGUCGUACGACAAGAGUGACGGAGGAUCAGGUGCAACGGUGGUUCUCAACGCUUGCGAUACAUCCUCGAGAUUAAAACAAGGAUUUUCCAGUUCGCGCGGAUACUUGCAAGGCGAUCCUCGGGAAAUAGCAUCUACGGUGCGCAUCCCGCGAACGAGGUUCUCGAGGGUUCUUAGUGGUAAAUUUCAAGCAGCAGACUUUUCGCACGAAUCGAGAAUACAGAUCCGGACAAACGGUAGUAAUUGCUCGGCCAGUGAUACCAAGGAGACGAUCAACGAAUCACAGCAGGAUUCCGGUUGUCCGUUUAGCAGACAACACGCGAUACGUAGCAAUUACGUGGGCAAAAGUAUCGAAGCUAAAAAGAAGGUGAUCAGAAUGCUGUUUGUCAUUGUGCUAGAGUUUUUCAUCUGCUGGGCGCCACUGCAUCUGAUCAAUACGUGGUACCUUUUCGCUCCGGAAUGGGUUUAUUCCGUGGUCGGGAGUACUGGCAUUAGCUUUGUGCAUCUACUCGCCUACGUUUCCAGUUGUUGCAAUCCCAUCACGUAUUGUUUCAUGAACAGAAAGUUUCGCCAGGCGUUUCUUAACCUAUUCGACUGUCAUCAGUGUUGGAGAGUAGGAUUUAGGAACAGCGAUAUCGCUAUGACAUCUGCAAGGAAUGCGAUACAAGUUGGAAACAAUAGCGAACUGAGCGGAAACGAGUCGACGAUCGAUCUUGGAAAAGCUUCGCUCGUCGCCAGAUCCGAGGUAGUGAGACUCCUGGAGGAGGAGGAUCGCGUCUAGUAUCAUAUAAGCAGAACACGUGCUGCAGCGAGAAUCAAAGAUGAAACGUAAUGUUGCUGCAAACUGGUAACAAACAAAAUCACUUUGUUUUAAAGAUACCUUGGCGUUUGUCCAUUUUGGCUACAAACGAGAAACGUCAAUGAUGCACAGUCUUGCUCAUCGAGAUCAUCCCGCACGGACAAUCUCACUUUCCUUUACGACUGAUUACGGAAGAAUACGAGUAUAUGUAUAUCGUUCUUUGUUCGAUGGAGAACGCCUAGAUACAUACAUACAUAAUUUAACGAACAAUGUGAAAAUACAUCCAUUCAGACGCGUUGCGUCUUAACAAUUUCCGUAGUCGGAGAUUUUAGUUAAAGGCUUGGAAUUCGUACGGCUAAGGAAUAGAAACAAAAGAUUUUUUUAAACGAAAGCUUCGUGAUUUUUCCGUUUCAAAGUUUCUGGUAUUUAGUUCUACCGAAAUAUUAUCGUUUUAUUAAUGUUAAAUGAGAAUUUUGCAUAAAUUGUCCACUUAGUUGUGAGAAAUCCACGAAAGAUUCAAUUGUCAAGCAGUAGUGAGAAGCUAUUAAAAAUGUAAAGAGAGUAUUUGUUAUCGUAUAAAUCUACAGAGAACAAUAAAUGUAGAAAAAGAGAUAAGCGAUUAGGAUUUCAUUCUACACGGUCCCAUCUACCUACAAUACAAUAUCGUACGUAUUCUUUACUUAAAACAUUUCAUUAGCUAUAUACUGAUGAUUUAAGUAAAAAUGGUAAGAGACGAAAGUUUGUUAGACAGAGGGAAUAAUUGGUGGCCAACCAAGUGUAAAGGUCGUCAACUAUUGCAUGUGUUGUUCGUUUUGAACCGAACCUCGGAACGAAAUGAUCGAUAACGGAGGUAUGCUUACAAGUCGUAAGUAGUACCACUAUUACUCAAAGCGACUUACUUCUCUCAACUAUUAUUUAGCAGAACCGAUCACGGUAGCUGGUUUUGCAUGUUUUGCAGGUUUUGCUGGUUCUAAACUCAUAAAGACUAUAUAUAAAUGCGGGCUAAGCAAGCAUCAUCUUUCGAUACUCGUCUUAUUUAAGAUACUUUGAUACUCUCUUUUUAUUGUUGUUUAGCAAACUUUCAAGGUGCAGCGUCAAGAAAUAUAAACGUCUAGUAUGUAAGGUCUCUGGCCGGUAUAUCUUCGAAGGUAUACCAGCAGUUAACAAGAUUUCAUUUCUAGUCUACUCAAGGCUUGUGUAUCUAUGUAUGCGUGUACAAGAACGUUACUCGUAAUUACGUAACUUUUCGAUUCUGACACAGCACGUAGUCUACAAAUUCCAUUUAAUGUGUAAAACUUUCGACUUGCGCAAAACUUUGUAAUUAGCUAUUUGUAAAAUACGAGACUCGUAUAGAUGAGCCAGUAAAAUUCAACUUCUUUCGUAGUGAUAUUUACAAUUUGUCGAUUUUUUAAAAGAAUCCCAUUAAACGGUAACUACACCUAUGAACUAUUAUAACAUGUAGUUUCAACGUGUAAUUAAUCGUCCGUUGAUUAGAGUACUUGGCAUGGCAGUGAAUGCCUUUACUUAAUUCGUUACCUUUAUCCCUGCUGAAAAGAACAGACGUGCCAGAGUUGACGAAUACAAUUAAUUAAAUUUUUUACCAGAGAAAUUCCGAGUUCGGA